AUGAGCUGCGCCGCGGCUCGGCGCGCUUUGCCGGCUAUCUCGAACUCUAUCCGAAGCGCCACCCGGCCGCGUUUAACGACACCUCAGACGACAACUCUUAGGACAGUCUCGCGACGAUGGUACGCUGUCGAUCUUACUACCUUGGACGAGAAGUGGCGAAAGAUAUGGGAGGAGUCCGAAAAGGCUGAGGAUGUUGCUCAAGUCAAGGACAAGCACUAUGUCCUGCCCAUGUUCCCGUACCCCUCCGGGACACUCCACCUGGGUCACCUGCGUGUGUACACCAUUGCCGAUGUUGUCGCUCGAUUUCGAACGAUGAAAGGUGAUAAGGUGAUGCUGCCAAUGGGUUGGGAUGCUUUCGGCCUUCCUGCUGAGAAUGCCGCCCUCGAACGAGGCAUUGCUCCGGGAACUUGGACAACGAGCAACAUGGCCAAGAUGAAGGAGCAAUUAGAGGUCAUGAAUGGAAGCUGGGACUGGGAUCGUGAACUGGCAACUUGCGACCCCAAGUUUUACAAACAUACCCAGAAGCUCUUCCUAAUGCUAUACGGACGAGGACUUGCCUACCAGGCCGAAGCUGAGGUCAAUUGGGACCCUGUUGAUAAGACCGUGCUGGCGAAUGAGCAGGUGGAUGCCAAUGGCUGCUCAUGGAGAUCCGGUGCCAAGGUCGAGAAGAGAAAACUAAAGCAGUGGUUCUUUCGUAUCUCCGAGUUCCGCGAAGCCCUCCUCGAGGAGUUGGAUGCUCUCGCCAAAGAAAACGCUUGGCCAGAACGAGUUCUGGCUCAGCAAAAGAACUGGUUGGGUAAAUCGAUGGGCGCUUCUGUCAAGUUCCCGGUCUUGGACCUUGGUUAUGACAUCCACGCUGCUAUCGAAGUCUUUACGACUCGCCCCGAUACUCUGUUUGGCGUGCAAUACAUAGCUCUUGCGGCCAGUCAUCCAAUUGUUGCUCAGCUCUCAAAGGCAGACCCUGAGCUACAGGCCUUCCUCGACAUCAUACCUGGACUGCCCCCAGACUCCAAAGUUGGCUAUCUGUUGCCUCAUCUACGGGCUGUUAACCCUCUUGCCUACCGCGAGGAUACUCCAGCCGCGACCAAAGUCUCGCUUCCAGUCUAUGUCGCUCCCUAUGUUCUGGGUGACUAUGGUGAGGGCGCUGUUAUGGGCGUCCCUGGCCAUGACCUACGAGAUCAUGCCUUCUGGAAGGAGCAUCAUUAUGACCAACCUGUCCGCCAUGUCCUCUGUGCCUCAGAGGACGAGACAACGACAGCCAUGAAAAACGAGCCUUUUGUUGACCAUGGAAUCAUGACAGAACAUAGCGGCUCCUUUAAGGGGAAGCAUUCCGCUGCUGCUGGAGAGGAAAUCGUCAAGUUUUUGGAAGAAAAAACAGGGCUCGCAAAACCCGUUGAGAAAUGGCGUCUGCGAGACUGGCUCAUCAGUCGCCAGCGCUACUGGGGCACGCCAAUCCCCAUUGUUCACUGUGACUCCUGUGGCCCUGUGGCUGUCCCUGACGAGCAGCUUCCUGUGGAACUACCUGAAGUUGACUGGGCUUCGUUCCGCAGUGGAAAUCCUUUGGAGGCGACUCCUGAGUUUGUCAACACGACGUGUCCCAAGUGUGACGGCCCUGGUCGGAGAGACACCGACACCAUGGACACGUUUGUGGACUCGAGCUGGUACUACGCCCGUUUCACAGACCCUCACAAUGAAGAGCAGCUAUUGUCUCCCGAAGCUGGCAAGACUCUUCCCGUUGAUACAUAUAUUGGCGGCAUUGAGCAUGCCAUCCUUCAUCUACUGUACGCCCGCUUCAUCUACAAGUUCCUCGCCUCUACACCACUUCUCCCUCAAUACUCUGAGGAGACGUCUCAUACUGCCGAGCCAUUCAAGCGUCUGAUCACACAAGGUAUGGUCCACGGCAAGACUUAUAUCGACCCUGCAAAUGGUCGCUUCCUCAAACCUGAUGAGGUCGACCUGUCAGACCCAGCCCAGCCCAAGGUGGUCUCUUCUGGGCAGCUGGCCAACAUAUCGUAUGAGAAGAUGUCCAAGUCCAAGCACAACGGCGUGGACCCUGUUGGCUUCAUCUCUCAAUAUGGCGCUGAUGCUACCCGAGCACACAUGCUCUUCCAGGCACCAGUUGGGGAUGUCCUCAACUGGGAUGAGGCCAAGAUCUCGGGUGUCACUCGUUGGCUCCAGCGGUUACACGAUCAGGUCGUGUCCAUCGCUGCUGAGCCUGUCUCAAACACGAUGUCUCCUCAAGAAUACUUGGCUGAUAAGCACGGACGGCUUGGGUCGUUGUCUGCAAAGGAGCUUGCGCAAUGGGAUGCUGAGGCAGCCAUCUGGCGUGAGGUACAGCGCACCAUUGCUUCGGUCACGGCGUCAUAUGAGGAAAUUUACUCUCUCAACACUAUCGUCUCGGAUCUUAUGAUACUCACCAACAAACUUGUCGAGAAUUCAACGGCCAGUCCAGUCAUCCGACGGGAGGCCGCGCGGACAAUUAUUUCCAUGAUGGCGCCUAUCACACCGGCCUUUGCCGAAGAAUGUUGGGCUACCCUUCAUCCCUCCGUGACUACAUCCAUGUUCCGCUCAACCACUUUCCCCGUGCCAGACUCAUCUUUGGCUGAGCUCGUACGGCCACGGGUUCAGGAGUGCGCUGUCCAGGUCAAUGGCAAAGUGCGUGGAGUGGUAAAGAUCCCUCCGCCUCCAGCCGAUCUCUCUGGCGACGCGCUUCGCGACUGGAUGGUGAAGGAGAUUCUCGCGACUGACGAGGGAGCCGCGCGCUUCUCCAAGGGACCGUAUGACCUGCGUUCCGCGAAGAGGGCCAUUCCUGUGAGGGGCGGCAAAACCAUCAAUUUUGUGCUGGGGAAGUAA
Messenger RNA from Fusarium vanettenii 77-13-4, 2853 nucleotides. RefSeq lists its product as uncharacterized. The coding region runs from base 1 to 2853 and encodes 950 amino acids. The transcript has 2 exons. Gene Ontology annotation, molecular function: leucine-tRNA ligase activity; ATP binding; aminoacyl-tRNA deacylase activity. NCBI's taxonomy places the organism in Eukaryota, Fungi, Ascomycota, Sordariomycetes, Hypocreales, Nectriaceae. The record is from RefSeq and is a predicted model, not a curated record. Gene Ontology annotation, cellular component: mitochondrion. Gene Ontology annotation, biological process: mitochondrial translation; leucyl-tRNA aminoacylation.